AUGGUAUUAGAUGACACAAACGGAUCGAAUAGUAUGGAGGAGGAAAAUUCACGAGAUAAUGUCUCUUUGUUUGACAAAUCUCCUCGAAGGGAUGCAUCUGGUUUUCUGGUUCCCUUUGCUAAGCAGGGAAUUGCGGAAAUAGAAUAUCCAAUUGAAAUUUGGUUAUCCCUCUUUGUUCCUAUUGUUGGUCGAGAACUUGUGAUGCCUAAUGAACAUCUCGAACGAGAUAUGCCAGCGAGGUAUGUAGUUGCUAACUCUCUUGGUUGUGGUUCUCCUAAAUGUAAAACUGAUUUGGAGACGUUUGAUGUUGUGUACCUUGCUGAAAUUUUCAUGGAAGUGGUGAGUACUGAAGAUCUAUUUCUUGAAAAAUAUAUCUUGGAGAAUGAGAGUGUCAUCUCCACAAGUGCAAUACUUGAAUUACUUCUUGCCGCUGAAAAUGGAAAAUUUGUUGGGGGAUUCAAUGGUCAACAUACUUUGAGUCAGUUUCCAUUUGUUCCUGCUGCUAAUUUCCUUAUUGUAAACAUUUCCGUGACUGCAAUGGAUCUUGGUGUAUGGGAUCCAGGAAUAGGUAUCGAGUUCAUGGCUCUAACAGGAUAUAAAGAGAACAUAGAGGUACUACUAUUAUUGGGAUGUACUGGCACGUUUUUCUUAAUUGCGUAUUCAAAUUCUAUGAGUAGAGUGUGGGAUCCCGGACAACCAGGGUGUGUAGAUUCCUACUUGCCCAAUGAGUUCUCUAUUGUCUAUGACCGCAUUGCAUUCACAUGUCCUUUAAUUGCAUAUACACUAGUCUUAGAUGAAUAUUAUGAUGUAAAACAUGACGUUUUGGUGGCUAACUUCAAGCAAACAUCAGUUUGGCUUUGUCAGUAUAUCAUUAUGCUUGCUGCCAUGUUACAAGAGUGGAAAGUGAUUGUAUUAAUGAGCGGAUAUCAAGCGAAGCCUCAGGUUGUGCACGCUGCUGGUUACACACUUCAUGGGAUCAUUGAGAUGGUAGAGUCAGUUGCACGUCAUAGAUUACAUCAUGGCUUAGAAAGAACGUGAUUGUUAUUGGUUGAUAUCAGUUCCACUGGAGAGAUUUGGUGGAAGGCAAGCUUCUAAAACUACUGAUCGGUACUUCGAGGCUGAUAAUUUUAGCUUCGACGGGUCUGAGCGUGUUAAGGAGUAUU
Lycium barbarum (goji berry) is the source of this 1163-nucleotide messenger RNA. RefSeq lists its product as uncharacterized. Lineage: Eukaryota; Viridiplantae; Streptophyta; Magnoliopsida; Solanales; Solanaceae. The record is from RefSeq and is a predicted model, not a curated record. The transcript has 2 exons. The coding region runs from base 1 to 1038 and encodes 345 amino acids.